AGACCGGCGAACAAGCUCUUGUUUCUGCUGUUUCCCUGUUUCUCCCUCUUGAAAGGAAGAGCUUCAAGGCUGGGCAGUAAAUAGCUUUAUCAAAGAAUCAAACGGAAUAUUGAAAUGGCACCGGAGCCCGAGGAUGAGAUCAAGGACGAGAAGAACCCUCGUCCUCUUGAUGAAGACGACAUCGCUCUUCUCAAAACUUAUGGAUUAGGACCAUAUUCUAAUAGCAUUAAGAAAGCCGAGAAGGAAAUAAAGGAAAUGGCUAAGAAAGUAAAUGAUCUAUGUGGUAUCAAGGAGUCUGACACUGGUUUAGCUGCACCCAGCCAGUGGGAUCUUGUAUCUGACAAGCAAAUGAUGCAGGAGGAGCAGCCUCUUCAAGUGGCAAGGUGCACAAAGAUUAUAAAUCCUAACACUGAGGAUGCCAAAUAUGUAAUAAAUGUGAAACAAAUUGCAAAGUUUGUAGUUGGGCUGGGUGACAAGGUAUCGCCAACUGAUAUAGAAGAAGGCAUGCGUGUUGGCGUAGAUCGCAACAAGUAUCAGAUACAGAUUCCCUUGCCUCCAAAAAUUGAUCCAAGUGUGACAAUGAUGACAGUGGAAGAGAAACCUGAUGUGACAUAUAAUGACGUUGGUGGAUGUAAGGAGCAGAUUGAAAAGAUGCGAGAAGUUGUUGAACUACCCAUGCUUCACCCUGAGAAAUUUGUGAAGCUUGGAAUUGAUCCUCCUAAAGGUGUUCUCUGCUAUGGUCCUCCUGGAACUGGGAAAACACUUUUAGCUAGAGCAGUGGCUAAUAGAACUGAUGCUUGUUUCAUUAGAGUUAUUGGAAGCGAGCUUGUUCAGAAAUACGUUGGUGAAGGAGCAAGGAUGGUUCGCGAGCUUUUUCAGGUUAAAGCUGCAUGUUGCUCUUUUCUCAGUUGUCUGCCUUUAUGUAACCAAGUACUAGCUUUUCUAUGCUUUCUUUUUCUAUCCAUGGAUAAAGUUCUUAUGGCAACAAACAGGCCUGACACCCUAGAUCCAGCACUAUUGCGUCCUGGACGAUUAGAUCGUAAGGUGGAGUUUGGUCUUCCGGAUUUGGAAAGUAGAACUCAGAUAUUUAAGAUCCAUACAAGAACAAUGAAUUGCGAAAGAGAUAUCCGGUUUGAGCUUUUGGCUCGGCUUUGCCCAAAUUCAACCGGAGCUGAUAUUAGGAGUGUAUGUACUGAAGCUGGCAUGUUUGCAAUUCGAGCACGGAGGAAGACAGUGACAGAGAAAGACUUCCUUGAUGCAGUGAACAAAGUAAUUAAAGGAUACCAGAAAUUCAGUGCAACCCCAAAAUACAUGGUGUACAACUAGAUGCUGCUUAUAAAUCUAAACAGGCGAUGAAUAUGAUGAAUGAGGGCUGUAUCGUGGACUUGAAUCUUUUGUUGCUUGGAUUUCUAGUAUUGCUUCAUAGACCUCUUGAUGCUUUGUUGUUUUCCAAUGUAUAACGCUACGUCACCAUCUAAGUCAAUUUUUCUGCCGCCCUAUUCUAUUAUA
Jatropha curcas is the source of this 1509-nucleotide messenger RNA. Lineage: Eukaryota; Viridiplantae; Streptophyta; Magnoliopsida; Malpighiales; Euphorbiaceae. The record is from RefSeq and is a predicted model, not a curated record.